This is a messenger RNA of Budorcas taxicolor (takin), 3802 nucleotides long. It is a transcript of the gene MTMR6, whose product is annotated as myotubularin related protein 6. The transcript has 14 exons. Gene Ontology annotation, cellular component: nuclear envelope. NCBI's taxonomy places the organism in Eukaryota, Metazoa, Chordata, Mammalia, Artiodactyla, Bovidae. The coding region runs from base 77 to 1942 and encodes 621 amino acids. Gene Ontology annotation, biological process: dephosphorylation. Gene Ontology annotation, molecular function: phosphatidylinositol-3,5-bisphosphate phosphatase activity. The record is from RefSeq and is a predicted model, not a curated record.
CGGCCGUGGUGCGCGCCGGCUCGGGGGUCCUCCUCUUCACCGUGCUGCGGCGGCGGCAGGUGGGCGCCUCGUCGGGAUGGAACACAUCCGUACGACCAAGGUUGAGCAAGUGAAGUUACUUGACCGGUUCAGUACCAGCAACAAGUCGUUAACCGGAACGCUGUAUCUCACAGCCACGCAUCUGCUGUUCAUAGAUGCUCAUCAGAAAGAAACCUGGAUACUGCACCACCAUAUUGCCUCGGUGGAGAAGCUCGCUCUGACAACCUCUGGGUGCCCCCUGGUGAUCCAGUGCAAGAACUUCCGGACCGUGCACUUCAUUGUUCCCAGAGAGAGAGACUGCCACGAUAUUUACAACUCUCUGCUGCAGCUGUCAAAGCAAGCAAAAUACGAAGAUCUCUAUGCGUUCUCUUAUAAUCCCAAACAAAACGAUGCUGAAAGACUGCGGGGAUGGGAGCUCAUUGACCUCGCCGAGGAGUAUAAGAGAAUGGGAGUGCCCAAUUCCAACUGGCAGCUGUCUGACGCCAACCGAGACUACAAGAUUUGUGAAACUUACCCCAGAGAACUGUAUGUGCCGCGAAUAGCAAGCAAACCAAUAAUUGUUGGUAGUUCCAAGUUCCGGAGCAAGGGGAGGUUUCCCGUUCUCUCCUACUACCACCAGAGUAAGGAGGCUGCCAUUUGUCGCUGUAGUCAGCCACUGUCAGGGUUCAGUGCCCGGUGCCUCGAAGAUGAACACUUACUUCAGGCCAUCAGUAAGGCCAACCCAGCCAACCGCUACAUGUACGUCAUGGACACCAGACCCAGACUGAAUGCAAUGGCCAACAGAGCAGCUGGAAAAGGUUAUGAAAAUGAAGACAACUAUUCUAAUAUUAGAUUUCAGUUUGUUGGAAUUGAAAAUAUCCAUGUCAUGCGGUCCAGCCUUCAGAAAUUAUUGGAAGUCAACGGUACCAAAGGGCUUUCUGUCAGUGAUUUCUACUCUGGUCUGGAGAGCUCAGGAUGGCUUCGCCACAUCAAAGCUGUGAUGGACGCUGCGAUCUUCUUAGCCAAAGCAAUCGAGGCUGAGAGCGCGAGUGUGCUGGUGCACUGCUCUGACGGCUGGGACAGGACCUCACAGGUCUGCUCCCUGGGCUCUCUCCUGCUGGAUCCCUACUACAGGACGAUCAGAGGGUUCAUGGUUUUAAUAGAAAAAGAUUGGAUCUCCUUUGGACAUAAGUUUUCAGAGAGGUGUGGCCAUUUGGAUGGUGACCCAAAGGAAGUCUCGCCGGUGUUUACUCAGUUCUUGGAGUGUGUGUGGCAUUUGACUGAGCAGUUUCCACAAGCCUUCGAGUUCAAUGAAGCGUUUCUUCUUCAGAUCCAUGAACAUAUCCAUUCAUGCCAGUUUGGAAACUUUAUUGGGAAUUGUCAGAAGGAAAGAGAAGAACUCAAGUUGAAGGAGAAGACGUACUCCCUGUGGCCGUUUCUUCUGGACGACCAGAAGAAGUACCUCAAUCCUCUCUACGGUUCCCAGUCUCAGAAAUCGGCAGUUCUGGAGCCAAAUACAGUGUCUUUCAACUUUAAGUUUUGGAGAAACAUGUACCACCAGUUUGAUCGAACAUUGCAUCCUAGGCAGUCUGUAUUUAAUAUAAUUAUGAACAUGAAUGAGCAGAAUAAGCAGUUAGAGAAAGAUAUCAAGGACUUAGAAUCUCAAAUUAAGCAACGUAGAAAUAAGCAAACAGAUGGAAUUCUCAGCAAGGAAUUGUUAAAUUCAGUCCGUCCUGAAUCACCCGCCCUCAAAGCCACCCUGAGUCUCAAGGAGCAGGCUCUGCUGCCUGUGAACGAUGUUCUUCGAACUAUAGAGGGCAGCAGCCCUGCAGAUAACCGCUACAGCGAGUACGCAGACGAGUUUUCCAAAGCCGAGCCUGCAGUGGUCAGCCUGGAGUAUGGCGUGGCCAGGAUGACCUGCUAGGCUCGAAGAGGGCUUUUUGGAGAGGGCUUUCUGGCUGCUUGCGGUGCGAUUAUUGUGAAUGUGGUCUGUGUGUGUGACGCGAGGAAUUUGCUUAAUAAUGAUCUUAGAGUUUAAUAGGUUAAUCGUUGAAGUCAGAGUGACAGCUACUCUUGUGAGAGAAGUCAGUUUAAUUGCAUUUCUAGCAAGGAAUGAAUGACUUUCAUUUCUGUAAGAAGCAGGUGAUAUAUUGGCCAAUGUACUCCAGACACAGUUUGUACUGUAUACUAGUAAAGUGACCUGUCUAUAUGAUUUACAUGUUAAUUGCAGCCAAACAUGAAUAGCUUUCCAUAAGUAUAAUUUGAUUGCCAGAAGACUCACUUAAUAAUUGACAUGGCAUGUACUUUCAAUUUUGUAACUAUGAAUGUUUGCAAAUGUUGCCUAUUAGUGGUAUUUAUUGUUGAAGUGCCCUGAAAAAUAUUUCUAAGAAAGCCUUAAAACCUCAGUUUACUCAUUAAUCAUUACAUCUUUCUAAGGUUUUAUAGCCGAGAGAGCAAUGGUUUGUUUUGUUUUGCUUGAUCAGCCUGGUUGUGUUUGUGAGGGGUUGCUCUCAUACCCGCAAGAGCUGCAGGCCCUACAGAAACAUGGUCGAGGGACACUGCCAACCUCAGGUGUGACUGGUCCCACUUCCAGAGUCAAAACAACCAAACUGGCAGUUUAAUUCUGGUCACUAUUUGUUUAGUGAUACAUUUCAUGACUUAUUAUUCACAGCUUCGAUUGUUGGUUUCUUGUGCUCGCAUUUGACCGUCUUUUCUGAACAGAUUACUGCACCCUAUUGAUUCUUAUUUUGUGGUUGGCCUUAUUCCUUGGAUAACUGUGUGAGUUUACAAAGCUGAAGCUCUAAAUUGUUAUUAGAAACAAUGAAUAGUACAUAUAUGUAUAUUUGCAAACUGUUUUAUCUCUCAACGAAUUGCUCUUCCUAGAAUAAGUUUUCAAGUUACUCAAGAAUCUUUGGGUUUAAAAAAGGGAGUACAGAUAGUUCAGAUUUUGCUUGAUUGCAUGAGUUUUUCUCUGUGACACAUUUUUUACUUCUCUGUUUUCACAGAAGAGAAAAAAGGGAAAUUAACACAAAGGUUAUGUUUAACAAAAAAUCUCAAUGCUAGGAAGAGUGUCAUUUUGCCAUGUUACAGUAACUGUUUAUUCUCUGUACUAGUACAUAUCAUUAAAGUACAAGAAAAAGAAAAAAUAAAAGAAAAUUACUUUCAGUUGACAGUAUCACCCAGCUGGCUUUAAAAUGGAAAAUUCGACAUGGGUGACACAAGCUGUGAUUCAGGGGUACUGGGAAAUCUGCAUAGGAUCCCUUCUGCUGCUUUUUAUUACACCGACAUCUGCUAUAUUGGUUUUAAACAUAAAUAUCUUUUUCAAAUGGUAAAACAGGCUUUGUUGUAUGAGCUUAUCUAAUCCUAUUUUUUCAGUGCUUUUCUGUAAUGCAUUAUGUAAUAAGAAAAAUACUUGUUUUUAAACAGUAAUGGAAACACACUGUAACGUAUAGUCUGUGAUUUAGCCAAGUCUAUUUCCAUAUUUGAGCCCUGGGAUGAGAAACUUAAUCUCUGUGACCACAGAAGGGAAGCUGUUGUGCCUUGUUACCUGGUUCCAGUUGCUGACUGUGGUUUUAGGAUCUUCCACAGCACCCUUCCUAUCUUCAGCUCUUUGGUUUAUUGUCUUCAUCUUCAACUUGAGGCAUAUAUAUGUAUGUUCACGUGCUCAUGUGUGGACUGAGAAAUCUGUUAACAUCCUAAGUGACCUACAGGGUGUGUGCUGGUGAAAAGUAGACUGUGGAUAUGUCCUAUAAGAUUGGAUUUGUGUUCAGUGUGUUUGGGAGUG